Molecule: messenger RNA, 1119 nt
Organism: Pseudogymnoascus verrucosus
Lineage: Eukaryota; Fungi; Ascomycota; Leotiomycetes; Thelebolales; Thelebolaceae
Exons: 2
Coding region: 292-1053 (253 amino acids)
Biological process (GO): folic acid-containing compound biosynthetic process; tetrahydrofolate interconversion
Cellular component (GO): mitochondrion
Molecular function (GO): 5-formyltetrahydrofolate cyclo-ligase activity
Source: RefSeq, a predicted model, not a curated record
UGGUGGCUAAGCUACUCUACAAGUUUUUAGUAUUGGGACUGUUUUAUUAGAGGAAUUUUAAGUCCAAUUACUACUCAUAGUAAUAUUGGUUACCUGAAAAGCGUCCGCUGGAAUCCCGCGGAGUUCCCCUCCCGUCACGUGCUUCUGUUCUCAUCUAUCUAAAAAUUACACUCCAUCAUUCCAACCAACGUUGGAAACUAGCAUAUUUUGACAUUUAAUCUCGAGGAUAUAGCAGAGACUCUUAAAAUCUGUUUGCGGUUAUCCGCACCCUACAACGAACCUCAUCAAAGCAUGACCCUACCCUCAACGUUAACCUCCUCAUCCGCAAUGCAACCCUCCCCCUCCCUCAAGACCGCAAAAUCGGCGCUCCGAAAGGUGAUAAAAGCUCGUCUCUCUACUCUACAACCAUCAAGCAUAGAAGAACAAAGCACAAUUGUCUCCAAUGCCGUCAUCUCCUGGCCCAAAUAUCAAGCCGCAAAGAGCAUCAGCGUCUAUCUCUCUAUGCCAAGCGCGGAGCUCUCCACGGCAGCCAUUGUGCGUGACGCGCUUGUGAAGGGGAAGAAAGUGUUUGUGCCGUACCUUCACCUGGCCACGGAGCGGGACCGUGGGCAAGAUGGAUACCUACCGAAGCGGUGUAUGGAUAUGGUGCGACUUCAUGGAUUGGAGGACUUUGAGGGGCUAGAGAAUGAUAGCUGGGGGAUCCCGACGGUGGCUGACGAGGGGGUGGAGAAGAGGGAGAGGGUUUUGGGAGGAGAGAGAGAGGCGCAGUUGGAUUUGAUGCUUCUUCCUGGAGUGGCGUUUCAGCCGAUUACUGGUGGUGAUGAGGACGGGAUGAUUAGGAGGUUGGGGCAUGGGAUGGGAUUUUACGAUUUUUUUGUUAGGAGAUACAAGGCGAAGACGAAGGAGGUGGCGGGCGAGGAGCCGCUGUUGGUUGCAUUGGCCCUCAAGGAGCAAGUGCUGGAGAGUGGGGAUGCGGAGGUACCGCUGGGAGAGCAUGAUGCAAUGUUGGAUGGACUGGUUAUUGGAGAUGGGAGGAUACUUGGUAAAGCAUGAAUGGCGUUGAAGGCGCUUAAUUAGGUCAUAGUUACUAUGAAUGCCAAUUUCAAUGACGGCGAUUGA